GCGUCGCGUGACCGAGCGCGCCCGGUGACGUAGGAGGAAGACGCCGACGCCAUUAGAGGGAGGCCCAGCCAGACGCCCCCUGAGUCGGGAAGUGUGUUUCGGUUUAAUUUUUCCCCCCUCACAGUCUCCUCUCUUAUUUCCGCGGCGCGGCCUUGCUUCCUUCGCUUCUUGGUGUCUCGGGGCUUCCGUAGUGUGCCUGGCUCCGUCGCUCACCCCGCGCCCCCCGGUCAGUUGCGGCUAAUGUGAGGCCGCGGCGGCCCCUUCGCUGCGGAUGGCGACGGUUGCGGCGGCGGCCUCUUCUGGCGUCGGAGGCGGCGGUGCUGCUGCUCCUGCCGGCGGCGGGAGGAGCUUCUCCUUCAAGGUGGUGCUGCUGGGGGAAGGCUGCGUGGGGAAGACCUCCCUCGUGCUCCGCUACUGCGAGAACAAGUUCAACGACAAGCACAUCACCACCCUCCAGGCAUCUUUUCUAACAAAGAAGCUAAACAUUGGAGGAAAAAGAGUAAACCUAGCGAUAUGGGACACAGCGGGGCAAGAGAGAUUUCAUGCACUGGGUCCCAUUUACUACAGAGACUCUAAUGGAGCUAUUUUAGUGUAUGAUAUAACAGAUGAAGACUCUUUUCAGAAGGUAAAAAACUGGGUCAAGGAAUUAAGAAAAAUGUUGGGAAAUGAAAUUUGUCUAUGCAUAGUUGGUAAUAAAAUAGACUUGGACAAGGAAAGACAUGUCUCCAUUCAAGAAGCAGAAACGUAUGCAGAAUCAGUGGGGGCAAAACACUAUCACACAUCAGCCAAACAGAACAAAGGAAUAGAAGAACUCUUUCUUGACCUGUGUAAAAGAAUGAUUGAAACCGCACAAGUUGAUGAGAGAGCACGAGGCAAUGGUUCCAGUCAGUCAGGAGCUGCAAGGCGUGGAGUACAGAUAAUUGAUGAUGAGCCGGCAGCUCAGGGCAGCGGAGGUUGUUGUUCAUCUGGAUAACUGCAUAAGACUGUGCAUUUUGGCCCCUUAGUGAAGACUGCCAUAUUCAAGUCUCAUUCUUUAUCAGUGGAGAAUUGGAAUUAACAGUAUUUAAAAUCAUUUGUAACAAUUCAGUACCAUUAAGUGCUAAACUAGUGAAGUAUGUGACCAGAGAAUUGGCAUUUUCUACAGUGGUUAACAAAGCAAACCAAUGGCCUUUUUACAUGUUUCUUUAAUAAUGAAUAAUAUUGCAUGUGGGAAAGACUUAUGGCUUCAUUUAUAUUUUAAAUAAGAUCAUUAUUUAAUAACUUAUAUACACUAUUGGAAUGAGACAUUUUUGCAGCCCUUUGUAUUUUGUGGUAGAUUGAACUGUAUCACUUCAAAAUCGCAAAUUGAUUUCUUUUUAAUUAGCAGAUACCUGGAUACUAUUUUUGCAGGGAUGGCAUCAAACUAUAACUGUCUGACUACUUUGAUAUAUUCAUCCUGUAUUCCAUGCUGGUAAAAUAAAUUGUAAAAAUACAUAUUAAAUAUUUUAUCUGCUUUUACAAGUCAGAUGCAAAAAUAUGUAUGUUAGUCUUUUCAGUGAUUGUGAAGUGAAUAACAGUUGGUGAAGAGAUAACAAGUUUGAUUAACUACUAUACACUUUUCUCCUUGCUAGUUAGUAACUGUUUUUUGCUUGCUCUGAAGUUUACAUACAUUUUUGAGUAUUUUUCUGGCAAGUACUGGUCUAUAACAUUUUAGGUCCCAAAAUGUAGUUGAAGUGCUGUGAACUGCUGCUACACUUCUAACUAAUGGAAGUCCGAUAUGCCUAAAAUACUCAGUUGCUUUAGCAACCUAUAUGACACAGAAACUUGGCCUUUUUCCAUCUGAUAAUCACUAAACUAGACCUGCUCAUAAAACUUUUGAUGUCUUGAA
Anolis sagrei ordinatus is the source of this 1867-nucleotide messenger RNA. It is a transcript of the gene RAB21, whose product is annotated as RAB21, member RAS oncogene family. Gene Ontology annotation, cellular component: endosome; Golgi apparatus. The record is from RefSeq and is a predicted model, not a curated record. Gene Ontology annotation, biological process: Rab protein signal transduction. Gene Ontology annotation, molecular function: GTPase activity; GTP binding. NCBI's taxonomy places the organism in Eukaryota, Metazoa, Chordata, Lepidosauria, Squamata, Anolidae.